ACAGCGCCCGUCUCUUUGAGACAUAAGUUAACAAGAUUACUGCUUGGCGGCAGAAAUAGAUAAGCAAAAAUAUUGUCAAGAUGGUGCGUCUUACAAACGAGCAGAAACAAUUCUGGAAAGACAAUGGAUUUAUCAAGCUAUCCAAUAUCCUCACUGAAAAUGAAUUCAAAGUAAUAGACAAAGAAUAUAACAGAAUCUUUAAACUGAAGAACAAUCCGGGAAUGGAAGCUGCUUGGGAAGGCAAAGAAAUGAAAGAAGCUGCAAAAACUGAAGACUAUUCCGUGCAUUCAAUCCACAAUCUACAAUUCCAUAGUGCUAUUUUUUCACAUUUCCUCCACAAUAACAAUCUUUUAGAAGCUCUUGAAGACCUAAUGGGAACUCCAAACAUUCUUCUUCAUCAUACAAAAGCCCACGACAAACCUCCAGGCAAAGGAGCUCCUUACCUGAUGCAUCAAGAUUACCACUACUUCCCCUUCAAGAAACACUCUAUGGUCGCGGCUUUUCUGUGCUUGGACCAGUCUGAUCCUUCCAACGGUGGACUAUGUGUUUACCCCGGGUCCCACAAGAAUGGACCCUUAGAAGACGUAGGCCACAAAGGAGAUGGCAUAGAUCAUAUAUACCAUUACCAGGAUCCAAACAAAUAUCCCUUAGAUAAAGCCACGCCGAUAGUUUGUGAACCUGGAGAUAUCGUAGUGUUUUCGUACUUGCUGUUACAUGGUAGCUAUAAGAACACUUCUGACAGACAUAGGCGUAUGUUUCUUAUUCAACUAAUGGCUGCUGAAGAUGAGCCUAUGGAAGAUACUCACAAAAGUCCUGGUCAGGGUUGGAUGUUGCGAGGCUCUAAUGAUAAUAGAAAGGCAGUUAUGGCAGAACGAUUCUUGCAUUAAUUUAAGCCGUCAUGUUAUUUUAUACAUAUCUAAUCUGAUAAAAAAAAAAUUUUGCAAAUUA
Messenger RNA from Hyposmocoma kahamanoa, 948 nucleotides. RefSeq names its product phytanoyl-CoA dioxygenase, peroxisomal-like. Gene Ontology annotation, molecular function: phytanoyl-CoA dioxygenase activity. The transcript has 2 exons. Gene Ontology annotation, biological process: fatty acid alpha-oxidation. The coding region runs from base 81 to 887 and encodes 268 amino acids. NCBI's taxonomy places the organism in Eukaryota, Metazoa, Arthropoda, Insecta, Lepidoptera, Cosmopterigidae. The record is from RefSeq and is a predicted model, not a curated record.